This is a messenger RNA of Boleophthalmus pectinirostris (great blue-spotted mudskipper), 1991 nucleotides long. RefSeq names its product sirtuin 6 (gene sirt6). The coding region runs from base 103 to 1155 and encodes 350 amino acids. Gene Ontology annotation, molecular function: NAD+ binding. NCBI's taxonomy places the organism in Eukaryota, Metazoa, Chordata, Actinopteri, Gobiiformes, Gobiidae. The record is from RefSeq and is a predicted model, not a curated record. The transcript is spliced from 9 exons.
UAUCCUGGAUGAAUCAAAAGAACAGACCUCGAUCACUUUAGUCGCGUACAUAUGACGUCAUCCUAAAAAACAACUCGGAAGCCGCGUGAAUAUCUUUUCUUGAUGUCUGUAAACUAUGCAGCCGGAUUGUCGCCUUACGCGGAUAAAGGUGUCUGUGGACUUCCAGAGUCAUUUGAUGGUCCCGAGGAGCUGAAAGCCAAAGUAGAGACUCUCGCACAAAUGAUCAAAGAAUCGAAAUAUUUCGUUGUUCACACUGGAGCAGGAAUCAGUACGUCAGCUGGAAUCCCUGACUUCAGGGGUCCAAAAGGUGUGUGGACUCUAGAAGAAAAAGGUGAAAUGCCACAUUUUGAGACAACAUUUGAAGAUGCUCGUCCCACUUUUACGCACAUGGCCCUUCUAAGUCUGCAGAGGGCAGGCUACCUCAAAUAUCUCAUCAGCCAGAACGUGGAUGGCCUUCAUGUGCGAUCUGGUUUCCCAAGGGAUCUGUUGUCUGAACUUCAUGGAAAUAUGUUCAUUGAGGAAUGUGAAAAGUGUGGCAGGCAGUAUGUGAGGGAAAAGGUGAUUGGUGUAAUGGGUUUGAAGCCAACUGGACGUUACUGUGAGUUUGUUCGCUCUAGGGGACUCCGAGCUUGCAGGGGGAAGCUGAUUAGCACCAUCUUGGACUGGGAGGAUGCUCUCCCCGACAGAGACCUGAACAAAGCAGAUGAUGCCAGCAGACAAGCUGACUUGGCACUAACUCUUGGCACAUCCAUGCAAAUUAAACCUAGUGGAGAUCUUCCUCUUCUCACCAAGCGCAAAGGAGGGAAACUAGUCAUUGUCAACCUGCAGCCUACCAAGCAUGACAAACAUGCACAUCUGCGGAUCCAUGGGUAUGUGGAUGAAGUAAUGAAACAGCUCAUGGAGCUCCUCGGGGUCGAUAUGCUAAAGUGGGAUGGGCCAACUGUGUGUGAGAUUUCAGCAGCCUCUGCAGAGUUCAAGAGUGAGUUAAAGGCAGAACAGGAUACUGUCCCAGAUAUAGAGAAAAAAUAUCAAAUUAAGAGCAAAGGAAAAAGAGGCUCUGCUGCACCAACAGAAGACGGAGGCAUUGAGGAGGCCUUAGUGCCUGUAAAGAGAGAGAAAAAACAGUUCUCAGUGGAGCAGGGGGAACAGAAAUAACCCCAGGUGUGAUAUUGUUAUACCGAUAUCUUCUGUUGCAGAUAUUUAUCAAAGAAGACAUUUCACUUUUCUUACACUAGCUGGAUUUAAGGACAUAGAGCAAAUCCAUGUAAAAGAUGGGACUACUUUGGUUGUUUUGGUGUUUCAUUUUAUCUAAGCUGUUUCAACACUUUAUAGAAGAAGCCAUGUGAACUAUUCUUGGCUGCCCUUACCAACAUGUGUCUCAGCUUAUUGCUGACUUUUUUAGAAGUUCAGUUAAACAAACUCCUAUCACUUGAACAACAUUUUAUAUUUAUUUAGCAAUGUGUUUGGAGGACUUUUUAUAUUAAUAUCUCUAGGUGUUAGGUGUGGUUCUCUGAAGGAGAAUGUUGUCACUUCCAACUUUCACUCUUACAUUAUCAUUGUUGAAAUAUUAUUAUGUAGAGAAAUGGGGAAUCAUCACAUACCUUAUCACAGGAAAAGAGGGUGUCUAGAUGCAUGCACUGUCAAAUGUUUGUGUGGUAACUGUACACCAUUUAGCCUCAAAAUACCUGCUUUUUAUCGAAAUAAACAUGUUUUAUUUUCUUACUCUGUAGUUGACUCACCAGUGAUGUAGGUCAAGCUCUUUAUAUAUACAGCCUCAAGUUCAAGUUGAGCCAGAGUUAGGCAGAGUUCAGGUACAAUUUCCAAUUAAUGUCUAUCUACCUAUAUAAUGUUUACAAAGCUAUGUUUUCUAUGUUGCGUUGGCAUUUUUAUAUACAAUAUGCAUAAGCUGUUAAUUCACUGUAAAUGGACCCGUUUGAGUUUGUGAAAGCUCUCUUUUUGGAAAGUAAAUCACUGUUAAUUGCUUUAUUUCA